Messenger RNA from Corticium candelabrum, 964 nucleotides. Its product is annotated as putative cyclin-dependent serine/threonine-protein kinase DDB_G0272797/DDB_G0274007. The coding region runs from base 11 to 781 and encodes 256 amino acids. The transcript has a single exon. The record is from RefSeq and is a predicted model, not a curated record. Lineage: Eukaryota; Metazoa; Porifera; Homoscleromorpha; Homosclerophorida; Plakinidae.
CAACAUACACAUGGGCGGAGUCGAUAAGUCCGACCAGAUGAUUAAAUAUUAUGAAGUCCUUCGCAAGAGCCUCAAGUACUGGAAGAAGAUCUUUCUGCACAUGAUUGACUUAGCCGUAUUCAACAGCUACAUCAUGUUUACUGCCCUUCAACAAGAACAUCCUCAAGAUCCACUUCUCAAGAGGAAAGGGCAGUAUACGCAGAAAGACUUCAGGUGUGAGCUUAUGCGAGGGUUGGCUGGAAUCGAUGUCGACGAACCUGUACCACGGUAUUGUGCAUCAACCCAAAGAGUGGUACAGGUUCGGCCACACGUAGAUUACCAACAUCAGCAACACAUACAAACACUACAACAACAAAUGCAUCAACAACAAAUACAACAUCAGCAAGCCAUACAAACAAUGCAACAACAACAGCAUCAACAACAAAUACAACAUCAACAACACAUACAACAACAACAACAAAUGCACCAACAACAACUGCAACAACUACAACAACAACACCUCUUGGAACGACAACAAAUAGAACAACGAAUACAACUCAUACAACAGCAACAACAACAACAACAACAACUCUUACAGCAACAACAACAACAGCAACAGCAACAGCAAAACCCUCGGUAUAGCUCACACAUCCCGAUUGUAGCAGAGCGGUCAGUACGUUGCAUUGUUUGCUCCAGCGCAGGUAGAAAAAACACCAAAACCCGCUAUAGGUGUCAAGAAUGCAACGUACCCCUCUGCGUGUCAUCCGCUGACAGACAUUGUUUUAUGACAUAUCAUUCUUGAUUGCUUUUGACAUAUCAUUCAUAAUUGCUAAUAUAUUAUAUGUAUUUGUGUACAUAUUUGUAUAAAUAUUUGUAUAUAUAUUUGCAUAUAUAUAUUUGUAUAUAUGCAUUAUGUUUGCUGUAUAUAUUUCCACUGGCAAGUAGAGUUAGUUUUAUAUAAUGUCAAUAUAAACAGUGUGUACAG